This is a messenger RNA of Vicia villosa (hairy vetch), 1844 nucleotides long. RefSeq lists its product as uncharacterized. The record is from RefSeq and is a predicted model, not a curated record. Gene Ontology annotation, biological process: protein ubiquitination. The transcript is spliced from 7 exons. Gene Ontology annotation, cellular component: nucleus. NCBI's taxonomy places the organism in Eukaryota, Viridiplantae, Streptophyta, Magnoliopsida, Fabales, Fabaceae. Gene Ontology annotation, molecular function: ubiquitin protein ligase activity; protein binding. The coding region runs from base 157 to 1476 and encodes 439 amino acids.
GAAUCCAAUACAGCCUAAGAUUAAAUCUAAUUCAAACAUUUUAAAUUGCUUUGAAUACUUUUCUCCAUAAAAAAACCCAAUCAAAAUUAAUUUGCAAACACUCUUAGUUAAAUGCAAAGCUAAUUCCGAUUCACCUCGUCGUCGCAACCCAAAACAAUGAACGGCGAAGAAGAAGAAAUAGCUGAAGAAGUUGAAGCCAUGAAAUCCGUCUACGAAAACGAUUGCACCAUUCUCCAUUCCAUUCCUCCUCACUUCCAUCUCUCCCUCAAACCCAGAACCGCCAAUGUUUCCUCUCAUCAGUUUGUAGAAAUUGUUCUUGAGGUGCAUGCAACUCCACAGUAUCCAAAAGAAGCACCUUCUGUUGCUCUUGUGGAUUGCAAGGGUUUAGAUCAACAUAGACAAAAGCAUUUAUUGGAUCAUAUAGAAAGUAAAGCCAAGGAGCUCUCCCCUGGAUUAAUGCUUGUAGCUCUUUGUGAGGAAGCUGUAGAGAAACUAUCAGAGAUGAACCAUCCUGAUGGUGAUUGUCCAUUGUGUUUAUUCCCUUUGGUCACAGAAGAUCACCAAAGUGAAACCUUGCCUUUUAUGAAGUUAAUGUCUUGCUUUCACUGUUUUCACAGUGAAUGUAUUAUUAGAUGGUGGAAUUGGCUUGAGAGUUCUAAACAAACAGGGUCUUCCAAUUCAGAUAAUGCAACAGCUCAUCGUAACCGGGAUAAGCAUGAAAAAUUGGAAGAGGGUGCUGGAAACUGCCCUGUCUGUCGCAAACCUUUUCAUGCCAAAGAUUUGGACCAUGUGCUUGACCUAGUUGGCUCACAUUCUUCCAAAGAGAGUUUGAAUAAUGAAGUCGAUAAUGAGGAAAACAUCCUUCAAUCUGAGGACGAGAUCAUCAGAAAACAGAGGUUUGAAGCCAUCUUAAGUUUACAGAAGGAGAACAAUGGUUUGAUUGAACCCAAAAAAGAUAUAGUAAUAUUGCCUGGUAUGUAUCUUCAACAACCGGUUGCAGUGCCCGACUCCACAUCAACCAAGGAACCUGAUGAGACUGAGCAACAUGAAAGAGAUCCACCUGCAGUUUCGUCUGGAAAACAUGUUAGUGGGACCUCAAAUGGACCGAGUUCUAGUGGGAACAGGAAUUUUGGUGGAAGGAGGCAUAGACCAAGAGGUGAUCAUCAUCACUCUAGUUCGACCGCAAGACCAAGAGAUGACCAUCAUCACUCUAGUUUGACUGCAAGACCUAGAGGUGAUCAUCAUCACUCUAGGUUUAUUGCAAGACCAAGAGGUGAUCAUCAUCACUCUAGUUCGACUGCAAGACCAAGAGAUGAUCAUAAUCACUCUAGUUCGACUGCAAGACCAAGAGAUGAUCAUAAUCACUCUAGUUCAACUGCAAGACCAAGAGAUGAUCAUCAUCACUCUAGUUCGACUGCAAGAAAACCAGUCCAACAAUGGGUGGUUCGAAGAGAUACUCCUAGCAAUAAGCAAUAGAAGCUAUAUGCUAUCUUUCAUUGCUAUUGUUCAUACUUCAUAUUAUUUAUAGAACAUAUAUCAUAUGAAUGUUCUGAGUGCAAAGAAAUGUACCAAAAGUGUAGGAAAAUAUCACAGGUAGAGAGUAGAGGUAGGGUAUCCUUUUGGUUGGAGGAACAGAAAGAAGCAAAAUAAGGAAAAACCAAGUUCAGAAGGUUCAUAUUCUUUUUGAAUUUUAUAAUUUUUGUUUUCAUUUGGAAUAUUCCAUGUAAUUUAUUUUUUAAUCAACAAUCAAGUUAUACAUUCUGCAUUUCCUCAAGAUGGCAUUUCCACUAUAAAUGUUGAAGAUUUCAAUUUGAAGAUGGGAAAUUAUUACUUCCAAGUUGCUA